Molecule: messenger RNA, 1968 nt
Organism: Desarmillaria tabescens
Lineage: Eukaryota; Fungi; Basidiomycota; Agaricomycetes; Agaricales; Physalacriaceae
Product: carotenoid ester lipase precursor
Exons: 14
Coding region: 313-1935 (540 amino acids)
Source: RefSeq, a predicted model, not a curated record
CAAUCUGGCAGCUGCGCUAAAAUCUCACCAGGAUGGUUUCUUUGAUUCUCUUCCGCGAUGCAACUUCUUCUGUAAUUCAACAAAUCUAGUACCUGAGAAGUUUUUAGAUUGCAUCGCCACUUUCCCUAUGAUACAGGACUUUUCCCAGGAACAUCUCACUUCGAGUCGCGUCUCUGUUGCGAGUUGUUGAACUUGAACUGUCAAUAGCUAAGAUCCUGGUCCGACUUGAUACUGAUGAUCAUCUUUGCAGCAGCCACUGAGCAUAGCAUGACCUGCACAUUAUAAUGGUACCCAAACCGUUGUGUGACUGAUAUGCUCUUCCAACUCCUAGUUCCCCUUGGGUUUCAGGCGUGUAUCGUCGCUUCUGCGGUCAUUUCAAGCCGUAUGGGCCCUACCAUAACCCUCGAGUCUGCGACGUUCACCGGGACAACCUCCGGGGUCGUCUCGAAAUUCUUGGGCAUCCCAUUCGCUCAACCUCCAACGGGAGACCGUCGUUUCAGGCUUCCAGAAACUCUCCCAGCGUACAAUGGGUCGUAUGAUGCAAGCGACUUUGGACCAUCUUGUCCACAGCAGGCAAUCAGACUGCCGAUUCUCACAGGGAUACUGGCAGAAGCUGUGGAUUACUUGACCGACUCCAUCUACAAUACUGUCCUUCCUGAUGAUGAGGAUUGUCUGACUGUUAAUGUUCUAAAGCCAGCGACCGCCACUUCAAACUCUAAGCUUCCUGUCGUUGCGUGGAUUUUUGGUGGUGGCUUUGAGCUUGGUGGCACGGCUAUGUACGAUGGCACUAGCAUUGCUUCUCGGUCGAUCGCGCUGAAUCAGCCAGUCAUCUAUGUUUCGAUGAAUUACCGAGUUUCUGGCUUCGGUUUUCUUGCGAGUAAAGAAGUCAGGGAAGCUGCCGUUGGUAACCUCGGGCUCCACGACCAAAGAGAGGCUCUGAGAUGGAUUCAGAAGUAUAUAACUGCGUUUGGUGGAGAUCCUUCAAAAGUGACGAUAUGGGGCGAAUCUGCAGGAGCUAUUUCAGCUGCGAUGCAUAUGAUUGCUUACGAUGGUGACACUCAAGGUCUUUUCCGUGCAGCGUUCAUGCAAUCAGGGUCUCCGAUCCCUGUUGGAGCUCUUGAGGGAGGACAGAAAUAUUACGAUGACAUCGUGGUUCAGACAGACUGCUCUGGUUCUAAUGAUACGCUUGCUUGUUUGAGGACGGUCGAGUACGACACUCUGAAAGCGGCCAUCGACAAUUCACCUUUCAUAUUUGACUAUCAGUCAUUGCAUUUGGCGUGGCUACCUCGUGCUGAUGGUGUACUUUUCUCCGAUAUUCCCCAGCGGCUCGUCCAACAAGGUAAAAUUGCUGAUGUUCCCAUAGUUAGCGGCGACUGUGAUGAUGAGGGAACCUUGUUUUCGUUAUCGUCGCUCAAUGUCACAAAAGAUGCUGAAGUCGAGACAUAUUUCAAGACGGUGAUCUUCCCGAAUAUGCCAGACCAAGACCUUGCCACGUUGCUCGAACUCUAUCCUGCCGAUCCUCUUGAAGGACUGAAUAUUUUAACCCCCCAAUUCAAGAGGAUCGCGUCGUUCCAGGGCGAUGCGGUGUUCCAGGCGCCUAGAAGGUUUUUCCUUCAGAACCUCUCCGGAAAGCAGAAUAUAUGGGCAUUCUUAAGUAAGCGCUUCAAGAUCGUUCCAGUCUUGGGGGCCUUCCACUCUAGUGAUAUCCUCAACGUCUAUUUCGGCGGAGAUAUGGCAGACUACCUCAUUCGUUUUGCAGCUACCCUGAACCCCAGCGGAAGUACUGACAUUCAGUGGCCCCAGUGGACUGACAACUCUCCCAAUCUACUCACGUUCAAUGAUGAUCCCUUUAAGCCUUUAACCGUCACUCAAGACACGUUCCGCAGUGACGCAAUGGAUAGCUUGUCAGAGAUCUUAUUGAGGAAUUCGAUUUGAUCUUGGCAAGGAUCUGAAUGAUACCACUUUACU